CCUCUCUCUCUCUAUCAGGCGCACACUGUCAAGCGGCACAGGCACAGAAAACCUAGAAGGCACCUUUUCCAAGAGCACCCCAGCCCCAUUCUUGUCACCCCGGCCUAGCUUGUUCAUGUCCACUGCAAGUGCAAGGCACGAAGCAUCCAGCGUCAAAACCAUCAAGUUACUAGAACCCUCCACUCCUACCCUUAUUACGAUUCUCAUGCUGUUUUCAGCGAACGGCCUGACCAUGAUGAGCUAGGGAAGAAGAUCAAGAGGGAGUAGUCACCGGCGGAGCGCAUGGCGGCGGCGGCACGGAGGAGCUGCAGCUCGCCGGCGGGGGCUGGUGCUGUUGCAGGGGCCGCGAUGAACAUAAUCACGCCGUGCGCCGCGUGUAAGCUGCUCCGGCGACGGUGCGCGCAGGAGUGCCCCUUCUCGCCCUACUUCUCGCCGCUGGAGCCGCACAAGUUCGCCGCCGUCCACAGGGUCUUCGGCGCCAGCAACGUCUCCAAGAUGCUCCUGGAGGUGCACGAGAGCCAGCGCGCCGACACGGCGAACAGCCUGGUGUACGAGGCGAACCUGCGGCUCCGGGACCCCGUCUACGGCUGCAUGGGCGCCAUCCUCACCCUGCAGCAGCAGGUGCAAGCGCUGGAGGCCGAGCUCGCCACCGUCAGGGCCGAGAUCGUCAGGCACAGCUGCCGUCCGGCGGCCGCGGCGGUGGCCACGGUGCUCCCCUCGUCGCACGCCUCCCAUCUCCUCGCGGCCUCGGCCGCCGCCAGCCGCGGGCUGCACGCUGGCAGCAGCAAGUCGGUAGGGGCAAGAGCGGCAACUUUGGCGGCGGCCGCUGCCGUGGGGCCUGCGGCCUCCUCGUCGUCGUCAUCGGCGGUGUACGCCGCCGCCGCGUCGAGCUCAACGGACUAUAGCUCCGUCACCAAUGAGAACGUUCCUUAUUUUGGUUGAGGUAGCAGCACGUUUCUGCUUGAAUGUAUUUUUUGCCCCCCCCCCCCCCCCCCCCCCCCCUCUUUUUGUCUGUAGACCUAUCGUGAAAAUAUUGGAAUACAAGGCUUUCCUGGCAGAGUAAAUAAUUUUUGUCGUGUCCAUUUCUGUUUUUCAUUAUGCAUCGUCCAGGAAAGGAUUCAAGCUUAAAACAGCCAAGGCAACUGAGGGUCUUACAUUGCUAGGGCUGCAGGCGCAAACAUUGUUUCUCAGAUCCUGAAAGUGCUAAUAAACUGAACAGGCUCUACAGUGUUUCUUCUGAUUUUUUUUUUAUUUUUGUAAAGUCAACCAAGCUCUUAAUUGUGGUUAAAGCUCACCAGUAUUAUUAUAUGCAAGGGUUACUGGGUUACGAAUCGGAGACAGGGCACGUGCAUAUGGUACUCCACUAGUUCGUACUUCGGUGUUUGACUGCAUUUGGAUCUCUGCAUGGAACAUGACACCUCACAUGCUUGUCCCUGCACAUUUCACUUUGAUACUUCUUGUAGCCUCCCACUCAGGCCUCCUCGUUUUAAUCUCAAUCUAUAUUUGAAUCCCUACCAAAUCAAAAUUCUUUCUGAUUCCUUUCA
Messenger RNA from Zea mays, 1544 nucleotides. Its product is annotated as LOB domain-containing protein 15. The transcript has 3 exons. NCBI's taxonomy places the organism in Eukaryota, Viridiplantae, Streptophyta, Magnoliopsida, Poales, Poaceae. The record is from RefSeq and is a predicted model, not a curated record. Bases 283 to 942 code for a protein of 219 amino acids.